Messenger RNA from Diaporthe batatas, 3566 nucleotides. RefSeq lists its product as uncharacterized. The transcript has 2 exons. The coding region runs from base 772 to 3165 and encodes 797 amino acids. Lineage: Eukaryota; Fungi; Ascomycota; Sordariomycetes; Diaporthales; Diaporthaceae. The record is from RefSeq and is a predicted model, not a curated record.
CACGGCUCAGCAGGGUUCACGCCUCCGCUUCCGGGGCUACCCAAUGGCCCCCUUGUCCUUGGACGUCAGUCCAAGCAACCCAAGACGACAUGUCUUGGUCACAUCACUUGACUUUUGACUCACAGGUGGAUGUGCCCAGCACACCUCAUCGACGACCUCUUCCCUUUCUCGCACCUUAAGCACAUACUGUACAUACAUACACACGCCUCUGUCUCAUAGGACUGAUUGAUUACGACAGAAACUGCAGACUUCGCUCACCUGUCGUGCCACAAUUUAGUUCCUGCGGCCUCCCGUUGAUGCCGUGCCCGUGACCCGUCUAGUCGCCGUCACGAUAAGCCGGCAGACAUCUCGGCUCUCGCCCCAAGGCCCAGGGCCCAGAGGCUGGCCUUGUUCUCGAGUCCCGUGGUUGGUGGUGCACUCUCAAGCAUCCCAUUCCCAUGCCACCAACCUCUCAGCCUCGUCCGUGCAUGAGGACCGCCAAAAAAAGAAACACUCUCUCGUUGGAGGCAGGCCCUGCAGUGUUGGAUCCUCAACCCGGUCACCCGUCCAUACAGCAGUGGAUAUCCCCAAUGACCGACCGACCAGGCCCGUUGUGACGACCGCCUUUCGACCCCUCAACUUUUCAAUCUCCUGCCUCAAGCCACCCAAGGUUCUGAAAAGGACCUCGGGUGGUUUCCAACUCUCAACUCUGUCCCUUUGUCGUCCUGAAAUUCCGGCAUUCCCAAGACGACGAGGCACUUUAUCGGCUGCACCAGCGAUAUAAGCACCAACAUGCCCAUAUUCCGCGAGAAUCUCGACCAUCAUGACGUUUCAGCGCCUCAGUCCGAGUCUCCAGUGGCACAGCCGGUACCGCUCCACCUCUCUCUGCGCAAUCACGCCAGCCACCACAUGUCCUUGACCCGCCAGCUCUCGGAAGAGAGCAUCCGGACAGAACUCUGCGAAGGGCCGGUACCAGAUCCCUCAGAGCCCUCGUCCCCGACCCCCGGGUUGUCCGUGAACACGACGUCCGACCGGAUUGACCUGAUUGAGCGGCUCAAGAAGGGGGAGAGUCCUACUUGGAGCCCCAAACGCCAUUUCGAUGCUCUCUUCCGCCGAAGUUCCUCCCGAGAACAGCCAUCAAGCCCGCAACCAACCUCUAGCGAAUCUACCACACUUUCACCCCCAUCGAAGGACAGGCUAGGUGCGCAGACACAAGAGACGGAAGAUUUGGAGCACAUGCAGCAGGGCCUUGCAAUAGAGCGGCCUAGGUCGGCUCUUCACAGCGGCGACUUCACACCGCAUGCUUCUGCAACCCGUCAGGACGAAUUAGAGAAGCAGGGCGCCAAGGGAUUCCAAAACUCUGAGGGUCACUACCGGGAACACCACUCCCGUUUCGCCACCUCUCCUCCGCGAGACUUUACUCCGUUCAAAUUCGACAGAAGAAUUCCAUAUGUCGACCCACCAGAUGGUUUCCGGGCCUCACCACCCUCCGUCUCCUCGUCCAUAUCGUCCAGUUUUGUAUACAAGCACCCUACGAGCCCCCUCGUUCAAUCCGAAAGCAACGAUGAUCUGAGUUUGUCCAUGCCAAUAAGCCACAUAGACUUGGACCCUCCAACACCCAGCAGGCUGUCCCGACGGCAAACAUUGAGCGGCUUGUAUUCACACCAGAAUGUGCCCACAACUGCGCAGAGGAUACCCGGCAUGUAUCGGGAGUCGAUCCAGUCCUACCAAGCCCACCAGCCGAGGAGGUCUCUCACAUCCACUCCGACCUUUUCUUUGGGAGCAACAUCACCGCAGAGUUCGGCGUUCUCGAGGCGCCCGUCGUUAGGCCUGGAAUCGUCUUCGCCUCUGCACCAGACCUCGAUGGUUGGAUCGUACGAGGAGAGCAUCCUCCGGGGCCGCAUGUCCACGACGCCCUCGAAGCCUCUGGAUUUCAUGGCUCAGAUAGGUGUUCUGGGCCUGGGGAAUUGCAAAAGCAGCCUGCGUUGUCCGGCCCAUGUCACGUUGCCUUUUCCGGCCGUCUUUUACAGUUACGUGAAUACACCCCACGGCCGGUCCAAGAGUGAUGAUGGGCCAAGCCCCUAUGUUGGACAGAUCGACCUUGAGAACGGGCUCGCAAAUCCGGACGAGACCUCAAGACAAAGACGCAAGUCGCAUCAAAGAAGCAUGUCAGCAGCCAAUCGGCAGCGGAUGGAUGGGGAUGAGGACAUCGCAAUGACCGAUAUCAACUCCGGUGUUGACGUGGCCGGUGUCGACGCACGGAAAGCGAAUAAGCUGAAACGGAGGUCAAACUCCCCGAAAGCACCGCCUGGGGGAAGUUAUCGAAUACCAGAGAAAGGCCAGAUCCAGAUCAUCAUCAAGAACCAAAACAAGACGGCAGUGAAGCUGUUCCUCGUGCCAUACGACCUCGAGGGCAUGGAGCCCGGCACAAAGACCUUCAUCCGCCAGCGGUGUUAUUCCGCCGGCGGCCCAAUCGUCGAGAACCUGCCCUCGACCAGCGAGAGGCCAACCCUGCGGUACCUGGUCCACCUGCACAUCUGCUGCCCCGCAAAGGGGCGCUUCUACCUCUACAAGAGCAUCCGCGUCGUCUUCGCCAACCGCGUGCCCGACGGCAAGGAGAAGCUCCGCAACGAGGUGACUCUCCCCGAGCCAAAGUUCACGCCCUACAAGCCCGUCAGGGUCAUGCACCAGCCCGUGACGCAGGCGACGACGGGGCCCGGCGCGAGCCUCGCGGCCGAGAAGGCGUUCCGGCGGCGCAGCUCGGGCUUCUCGUUCGGCGGCCAGCAGUACCAGCAGCUGCUCCCGCCCUUCGACGCGGGCGAGCCCAUGCCCAUGCCCAGCCUGUCGCUGCUCCGGGCGAGGGCGUCCAGCUUCCAGGACAGGGGGCUGGCCCUCGGGCGGCCCGUCGGCGCGGGCCUCUCCGGUUGUGCCCAGGUGCUACUCGCGCCGACGUCGGUGCCUGCCGCCGAGGCGGCUCCGGCUCCGACGCCGCCCCUGAGCUUUGCCAAGGGCGACGUCGCCGGGUACGUCAACGGGGGCGGCGCGCACCUGGCUGGUGGUGGUAGCCCUGGUGCUGCCAUUGCUGAGGGGUUGCUGUCGCAGCGGCUGCGGUCGCUGGGGAUGCAGAGUGCGUGUAGUGGGGAGCUGGAGCUCGGGGAUGCUGAUCUUGAGCUGCGUGGGGACUGAAGAGGUGUUUUGAAUUUGGCCGGCCAGACAGGCACUGACUGGACUGGACUGGGUGAGGUCUGGUGCUCGCGCGCGCGCACACACACACACACAACACACACACACACAUAUGUAUAUAUCUAUUAUAUCACAGGGUUUCGGGGGUUGGAGUCAUAUUAUAGACAGCGGUAACUGGUAAGCACCGCGGAAUUGGGAAGGGGGGCCGGAAUGUUAAUUGUGUCUGUCACACAUCCGUCCAUUCUGCAUUUGGACGGUUUCAAUAUUUUCCCUUUCUUUGUUUUUGUCAACCUCUUUUGCCGAACAGGGUACAGUACUGUGGCGGGGUGGGCUCGGAGUACGCUGGGAGCUUGGAUAAAGAAAUCAUAGACACAUACUUGACAAAUGAGAGCAAUUUCAAAUCA